AUGGCCGGGAGGGGCGGCGGCACCGACACCGACACCUCCCCGCUACCGGGGCCGGGGGUGGGGGCAGAGCGGCGGCGGCGGCAGCAGCCCCAGCCCCAGGAUGCGCUGCCCGGCGCCGGUGCCCUGCGAGGGGCAGAGCGUUGGCAGCGGGCGGCGGGGAUGGAGGCGGCCCUGCGGCGCUGCUGCUGGCGGCGCUGGCGGCUGGGCGGGCGGCGGUGCGCGCUGGCGGCCGGGCUGCUGGGAGCCGCCGCCGCCGCGCUCGCCCUCUACUCGGCGCUGCCCGAGCCGGCCCGGGGGGAGGGCGAGGCGGUGACCGUGCUGCUGUGGUGGGAGCCCUUCGGCCGCCCGCGGCGCCUGCCCGACUGCCGGCGGCGCUACAACAUCAGCGGCUGCCGCCUCAGCGCCGACCGCAGCCGGUUGGGCGAGGCGCAGGCGGUGCUGUUCCACCACCGCGACCUGGCGCGGCACGGCGCCGAGGGGCUGCCCCGAGGGUCCCCGCCGCGGCCCCCGCGCCAACGCUGGGUGUGGAUGAACUUCGAGUCGCCGUCGCACUCGCCCGGGCUGCGGGGGCUCGCCGGCAUCUUCAACUGGACCAUGUCCUACCGCCGCGACUCGGACGUGUUCGUGCCCUACGGGUACCUCUACGUCCCGCCGGCGCCCCGGCCCUUCGUCCUGCCCCGCAAGACGCGGCUGGUGGCCUGGGUCAUCAGCAACUGGAACGAGGAGCACGCCCGGGUGCGCUACUACCGCCAGCUGAAGGAGCACCUGCCCAUCGACGUGUACGGGGCGCGGGGGCUGGCGCUGGCCGAGGGCGGCCUGGUGGAGACCGUCUCAGCCUACAAGUUCUACCUGGCCUUCGAGAACUCCCAGCACACCGACUACAUCACCGAGAAGCUCUGGAGGAACGCUUUCUCCGCCAGCGCCGUGCCUGUCGUCCUGGGACCCCGCAGGGCCAACUACGAGCGCUUCAUCCCCCCCGAUUCCUUCAUCCACGUUGACGACUUCCCCAGCCCCCGGCUGCUGGCCACUUACCUAAAAUUCCUCGAUAAAAACAAACCCAGCUACAGGCGGUACUUUGCCUGGAGGAAGAAGUACGAAGUCCACGUCACCUCGUUCUGGGAUGAGCAUUUCUGCAAGGUCUGCGAGGCUGUUAGGACAGCUGGGAAUCAAAUCAAGACUGUUCAGAAUCUGGCCAGCUGGUUUGAAAGCUGAUGUUCCUGGCGGGUGACAGCCUGGACAGCUCAGACCAAGUGUCAAGGUGUCAGGAAGGAUGAUUCCCACAGAAAUCAUUAGCCCAGGUAGACGGCAUUAGCCGCAGGAGGCUGGCAUCAGUUGGAGAAGCAUACAGGUACAGGAAAACAAGCUGUGAAAAGCCUAUGAAAGGAAGAUUUUUAUUAAAGAGAAAAUUAUGAAGGUACAAAGAGACAUUAUGCUAGAUGAUUCCUAAAGAACAGAGUUAAAUUUCCAGAAGUUGUACUGUUACAGAACUUUUAAAUUUCUGCACAGCUCAACAUAAAUAUCUGAUGCCAAAUUCCCCAGCUGUACAGCUGAAACCAAUUUUGGCAGCUAUGACAACUUCCUGGACCGUGAAACUUUCCUCUGGUCACAGAAGACACAUGAUCAGUGCUGGUUUUCUGUAAUACUAAGACAAAAAUGAAUGUUUUAAACUGUUUUUUAUGCAUGUGAAAGCUAUUUACAGACAAAUUCUGAGCCACAAGUGUUGAAUGUAAGAAUCUGAUUUUACAGUAGCACCUUUUAGCUUGAAACUGCAGCAGCUAGUUAAUAAUGCUUUGAACCAAAUAAUUGUUCUGUUUAGGAAAAAGCCUGUGGGGGGACUGAAUCUAAAUGGACAAACAUUUAGAUGGUGUAAAGUAUGUACAACAAUUCCAGAUGAUGUAAAGUAUUUCUCCUACUACCUGCUGAAACCAUAGGCAUAUUUAUCCUGUAUGAGAGUAGAUUGGAACUUUAAGUACAGGAAAACACAGACUGUAGGGAAGAAAGUUGGAAAACUUCCACCCUCCCUUUAUUCAGGAAUUAGAAAAUGUUUACAGGUAUCUGCAUGUUUUUUUUCUGCAAAAUUAUUGACAUACAGGAAAAUGCAGGGAAAGGCUCAGAAUUGCAGGGGUUUUAUUGCUGUAUUGAAUAUAUAUACAGAAAGGCUAACUUUUUUCUCAAGUAUCAGCAGACAGUGCUGUUGUGUAGCAACUCUUUCGAUUUUUGGCAUGCAUUUAAAAAAAUUCUGCUGGAGGACAGACUAGUCAGAAUGUUGUUUUGUUGUUUUUAAAAUCAUAAUCACCAAAAAAAUCCCCAAACUCCCAAAUCACUUCCGUUCAGAAAGAAAAUUACUGUAGAGAAUAAGAUCUACAUUGUUGGUAAAAUACAGAUUGUGUGAGGAAAGAAUAUAAAAAGGGAAGGAUUUACUAUUUUCUCUUCCUUUGGUUUUGACGUCUUUUUGUGGCUCAGUUUUUUAAUCAAUUCACAGGUUCUUAAGGUAGAACUCUCUUCGCUCAGUGCCUGUCAAGGAACAUUUACAGUAGUCAUUCCGUUUUAGACUUCCACAUUUUGCUGGAGCCAUCCUAGUAGUGGAUGUUACAUGUAAUCCUGCUCUGCCAAAGCCAGAUCUUUUGGUUACAUGUAAUCUUGCUCUGCCAGAGCCAGAAAGAAACUUCUGUUACAAUUACACAUUCUUGCCAAGCUCAGCCUCCCUGUCUUCUGCAGCUCUGAAGUUUGGUGGCAAAAAAAUGGCAACCUACAAGAGAGAGACUUGCCCACCUGAAUAAGAUAUUCAUUCUGCUGCUUUUUAAUCCAUGGAGUUACUCAGAGAGUUCAUUUAGAAUAAAAUCAUGGGCACAGAACAGGUGGAAAAAGGAGAAAGUCAGUUGCAAAUAAAAGAUGGGCAUCAGAACAGGCAACCUCACUGGCAUUUGUGCGUCAUAUUUAGGUUAGGAAAGGAUUAGAUUUGACUUAAGCUCUAUGGGAUGUUGGAUGAGUGCUUUUAAGAUGUAUGAGCUGGCAGUCUACUGUAAUUUAUUUCUAGUUAGAUGUUCCCCAUUAUUAGGUAAGAAUGGAACCAAGGAUUAUUGGGAAAAAACCAAUAAUAAUGAAAUUCAUUAAUAAUUUGCACAGUUUUACCAGUUCAGAUCUUGCAGGCUUCUCCAAUUAUUCCCUUCUGCUUUUGUGCAAGGAGGGGGUUGGCUGAAAGUGCUUGAUGAAUCUUUCUGCUGCCAGUGCCAGAGUUGCUGUAGAAUAUUUAUUGGGAAGGGAGUGAAAACAAUCUAUGCAAUAUGGGAUGUAGUAGGGAUGAUUCCUAGUGCUGCACUUUCACUCCAAGAAGUAUAAAGUGAUUGUUUAAAGUAAAAGAGUGUUCUUCAUGGCAUGGUCAUCUGUUUCUCUAUCAGUAGUUACUGCUACCAUAAUACUGGGUUUGACAUUUUUAAAACUCCAAUAUAGGUAUAAUAUUAAGUAUAAUACUCAAGUGUCAGGAUGAUAGGUUCCCUGUUUUCCUUUGAAUGUAUAGUAUUUUUUUUCUGAUCAAUUUUUAUUAGAAUUUGCAGAACUGUAUACAAAAACCCAAUCUUAAAAGUAAUGAAAUGAUAUUUAAGAUUGCAAUAAUUUUUAUCAGUCUGCUGAAACCAGUGCAUUUUUUCAGUCCUCUUAAUUUUUUUAGCAUUGUGUGGAAGUUUCCAGGCACAUAGUUCUUCUGUGUAAUCAUUAGUAAUGCCAUGUGCAGAAGAUCAUGCUGCAGGAGCAUGGGAAUUUCCAGAGAUUGCAAGUGUUAAUUUUCUUCUCAGCCUCUCUAAAAAAAGAGUUGAAACCUUAGAGGGAAUAUUUUUGUAAAAUUCAGAAAAGAAGUCCAAAGCAAUUAAAGCAUCAUUUUGGUAAAGUGGACAGAAUUGCACAGUAUUUGUAAAUUGUGCAUUGAAGAUUUUCAAGAACUGUAGGGUGAAAACUGCAGAUUUAUAGUAAUUAUUGCAGAGCACUUGAAUUAGGAGAAGAGAAGCCUGUUCUAAUUUCAUCAUUCUUACACGGAUGUUGCAAAUUUGUGGCUUUCCAUUUGGGAGGAAAAUCAGCCUAGGCCUAUAGCUGCUGAAGUCAGUAUUACAGAAUGUCUAUAGAUCUCUGGUUUUUGGUCAUCCACACCAUGAGCUAAUAGUGUACUGUUACAGGUAAAGGACUGGCUUUUCUAAUGCACUUUGUAGAGCUCUAGUUCAAUGAUAAAUAUAAAGUUUGCCUGAAUUAACUGGUUUGUACAUUGGGUAACAAGGCAUUGCAGAUGAUGUAUAUAAUCCAGUUGUAAAAAUUGGGGAAAGCUAUUUUCUAUUUUUAGUCGAAAAAUUUCCUUGAAUACAUUUUGGAAAAUUUUUUAUUCCAUGCCUUAAAAUAUUGGGGUGGAGGGAGAGAAAGGAAGAUCAUUAUCUUCUGGGUUUUAAAAGAAGAAGAAUUACCAUUAAUUUUUGGUUAUGAUGUAAAUAGAAUAGAGAAUUAUGUGAUCCCUCAAAUUGCAUAUUCUAUCUCAGGGAAUUUUAUACUGUAAGGUGUCUUGAUCUUCAUAGAAUGAAGUAACUUUAUAUUAAUGAUAUAUAUUGACAUUCAAUAAAAUUAAAGGAAGUAGUGCAAAAUGACCCUAUUUUUUAUUCUGUUGUCUGUGUUAUGAAAGCUGAAGAAAACUGCUUUUUAAAGAGAAUGAAUGUCUUUUCAUGUUGGUUUAAUAAAUAAAAGUGGCUGAUUGUUCUCAGAGCAGUCAGACUAUCUGAGGUUACGCAUGAAACCUGGUUCUGCCAGGAGAAAAAUAUUUUCAUAGGAAACGCUGAGUUAUUUUCUAUAUGAAAAGGUGCAUUUAUUGAAAUUGGGUGUUGGAAAAAUGUAAUUUCAAACAAAAUAAAAAAACAAACUUUCUC
Camarhynchus parvulus is the source of this 4898-nucleotide messenger RNA. RefSeq names its product fucosyltransferase 4 (gene FUT4). Lineage: Eukaryota; Metazoa; Chordata; Aves; Passeriformes; Thraupidae. Bases 1 to 1212 code for a protein of 403 amino acids. The transcript has a single exon. The record is from RefSeq and is a predicted model, not a curated record. Gene Ontology annotation, cellular component: membrane. Gene Ontology annotation, molecular function: alpha-(1->3)-fucosyltransferase activity.